Molecule: messenger RNA, 453 nt
Organism: Acytostelium subglobosum LB1
Lineage: Eukaryota; Evosea; Eumycetozoa; Acytosteliales; Acytosteliaceae
Exons: 2
Coding region: 1-453 (150 amino acids)
Source: RefSeq, a predicted model, not a curated record
AUGGUCAAACACAAACGUGCACACAACACCAUAUUCAGAUAUUCAGCCAAGCUCCUACCACUCAUCAAACCUCCACCCGCAUGCCCAGCCUGCGGCGUCCGUAACAUCCUCACAUCGUCUCACAUCUUCUUUGACUGCCCCGUCCUUGUCAAUCGCAACGCUGAUGGACUUCAAUUCGCUGCCACCACCUUGAGCAUCAACAUGCCUCAAUGGUCUCCAUCCAUCCUCGCCCAAUACGACUGCAAACUCUCAAUCCUGCGCAUCAACCUCGUCGCAAUCACCAUGCAUCAGAUAUGGCUCGACUUCUGCCACUGGAAACACCAAAUACCAUUCUCCACAGCAAACUCCAACUUCAAGUUGCUAAACUCAGAUCACAAUCAGCUCCAACUGAACAAAUAUCGUCCCUCCUCACCAAAGCAACUAUCAAACACCUGGACAAAUGGAACUCCAUAA